AUGUCCUUGCCUCCUCCCAUUCCUCCUCCACAUCUCCCCCGUCCACAAGCUGCCCCCGCUCCCCCCUCCGCAUCGUCGCUCACAAUGCCGAUAGCAGUCGCACCAGCGUAUAUCAACCCCUCAGACGUGCACAACGCCCACGCAGGCCCCUCCUCAUCGCCACCCAAGAAAAAGCCCAUACAGCCAAUCAAGCGCAAGCGCACCGACACCCCAGACGACACCGCAGGCGACGCUGCCGCCCAGCAGCGCAAGAAUAGAGACGGCCCCAAGAAGAAAAAGGCCAAUCGCGCCUGCUUUCACUGCCAGAAAGCCCAUCUCACCUGCGACGACUCCCGGCCAUGCCAACGCUGCAUCAAGCGGGGCAUCGCUAGUAAUUGCACCGAGGGACUUCGCAAGAAGGCCAAAUACCUCCUCGAUGAAGAAGAGCUAGACCAACUCAAACGCAACAAAUCAGCGGCGCCUGAAGGCAGCUCAGAACCACCAUCCAGCACAGUACCGCCGGCGGAAUCAUUUCCACAGAACGAUCCAAUGUUUAAUGUUACCUUUGAUCCCAAUUUCCCGUUUGGAUCAGAGGCCGCAAACCUGGAGUACUCAAUUCUCUCGGCGAUAUUGGGCAACCCCAGCCCGGGGGACUCAGCGCACAGUCCACCAGCACCACAGCCAGCGGGGAACUUCUCAUCGUGGACAAACGACUCGCUAGCUUAUCCCUCAUCGAAUACCACAGGGACAACGUACGGCUCGAGCUUUCCAGAUGCAUCAUUAUCAAACCUUCCCUCGACGGCUAACACCGAUUCGCUAUCCCCGUCUCAACCUACCUUUGCACCUUUUGCUACGCCGCAAGCAAAGGAAUCGCCGCAGACUUCGUACGCCCAAUCAUAUACUUCCUCGCAGUCUCUCCAUCCUCUUCAACCGCGGUACCCUCUGCCAGCAGAUUACAGCCGUUCUCCAUCCAUCAGUACGCCUUCUACUGUCUUUCCACGCCCAGAUCCUAAAGACCCUGGCCUGUUGUCCCCCCUUGCAGCCAAUGCAUCUCCAAUUUCCACGUCCUCCGUCCCUCCGGGUCUGGCCUCUGUCAGCACAGACACGCCAACACCUUCUACACCUUCCUCCUCCCUGGCCCUUCCCUCUUCCAGCUCCCAGCUGCAGAGCAUCAACGAUAGUGUGACGACACCCUAUGAUUACACAGAGGGUUAUCAUUUCCUCAUGAAACACCUGCCCAGCCGGUUCGAGAAGAACGACAUCUUGCGCAUCGUCCGCGCUCUGGCCAUCUUCCGACCAUCGCUCAUCGCUCUGCAAAUGCCAUUGUCGCUUGACGACGAGAUAUUUGUGGAGAAGUGCUUUCAGCGAUCUCUGCUGGAGAUGGAAAAGCUGAUAUCAUAUAGCGGGACGCCGACGGUCGUCUGGCGACGGACGGGCGAGAUUUGUCUAGUCGCUCCGGAGUUUUGCAUGCUCACCGAGUGGCCUAUGGACGAGUUGGUGGACCGCAAAAGCAAAAAGUACAUCUACGAACUAUUCGAAAACCAAUCCGUCGUUGAGUAUUGGGAGAACUUCGCUUCUCAUGCGUUCGAGAACACGACCCAGUCUGUCUACUCCCACUGUGUAUUGCUCAAGCCCGAUGGUGCACCGGUGCCCACGACGUUUUGUUUCUCCAUACGCAGAGACCUCUUCGAUCUGCCGAGUAUGGUUAUCGCUUCCGUCGCCUCGCUGUCUGUUGCUUUGCUUUCCUUGUGCUUCUCCUCCCUUCCUCCUCCCCCGCCUUCUCUCCACCUCCCUCCUGGUUGCCUUAUGCGCUCCCAUGUCCUUGCACCCACUCCCACUCCCACGCACAUGCGCGCAGAUGUCGGCCCUGGCGAGAACCUCGUUCGCUCGGUGCUAUCACUCAAAUUGCUGUAG
Pleurotus ostreatus (oyster mushroom) is the source of this 1893-nucleotide messenger RNA. It is a transcript of the gene ERT1, whose product is annotated as Transcriptional regulator of nonfermentable carbon utilization. Gene Ontology annotation, biological process: regulation of DNA-templated transcription; cellular response to starvation. The record is from RefSeq and is a predicted model, not a curated record. Gene Ontology annotation, molecular function: zinc ion binding; DNA-binding transcription factor activity, RNA polymerase II-specific; RNA polymerase II transcription regulatory region sequence-specific DNA binding. Gene Ontology annotation, cellular component: nucleus. The coding region runs from base 1 to 1893 and encodes 630 amino acids. Lineage: Eukaryota; Fungi; Basidiomycota; Agaricomycetes; Agaricales; Pleurotaceae. The transcript is spliced from 8 exons.